AUGAGUUUGGGGUUGUCUAAAAGCCUAGCUGGAUACAAACUAGACUUCAGCUCUGAUGAAAAGGUGGAGACCCUGGUGAUUAAAGCUAUAGGUCAGCUUGAUGAUCUUGAUAAACAGCUUAACAAUUACGCAAGGAGUGUUCGUGAAUGGUACACUUUGCAUUUUCCUGAGCUUGCUAGGAUCGUACAUGACCAAAUCCUAUAUGCCAAAGCUGUGAAACUUAUGGGAGAUCGGACUAAUGCUGCAAAGCUUGACUUCUCUGAGAUAUUGAGUGAUGAAGAUGAAGCAAAACUAAAAGAGGCGGCUGUGACAUCUACUGGAUCAACUGAAGUCAUGAGUGAACUUGAUUUUACGCACAUUGAUGAACUCUGUGACCAUGUUCUGUCUCUUUCUGAGUACAAACUUCAGCUUCAUGACUUCUUGAAGAGUAGAAUGAACACAAUUGCACCAAACCUAACUGCCCUUGUAGGUGAGAUGGUUGGUGCUCGGCUAAUUUCUCGUGGUGGUAGUUUGUUGAAACUCUCAAAGCUACCUGGGAGCAAGAUUCAGAUUCUUGGAGCUGAAAAGGCCCUAAGGAGAGCCUUGAGGACAAAUCACAACACUCCCAAGUAUGGUGUAAUGUACAACGCACCUCUUGUUGCACAAGCUACACCAAAGUGCAAGGCUAAGAUAGCUAGGUCACUAGCUGCAAAAGCUGCUCUUGCUGUCCGUUGUGAUGCUCUUGGUGAUGGCCAAGACAACACUGUGGGAGUGCAAUGCCGCUUAAAGAUGGAAGAACGGUUGAGAGAUCUUGAAGGAAGAGGGUUAGGAGAUAUGUCUGAUGAUGGGGAAGAAACUGAAACUGAGGAGCCUCCGAAGAAGAAGAAGAAGACAGAACCCGAAGAAACGGAACACGAGAAACAGAAGAAAAUUAUAAUCUUGAUUUUCUUGAUUUUUCUGAUCUAUUUGGCUUAUUUAAACUGGCCGUGA
This is a messenger RNA of Capsella rubella, 969 nucleotides long. RefSeq names its product probable nucleolar protein 5-1. Gene Ontology annotation, cellular component: small-subunit processome; box C/D methylation guide snoRNP complex. The transcript is spliced from 4 exons. The coding region runs from base 1 to 969 and encodes 322 amino acids. NCBI's taxonomy places the organism in Eukaryota, Viridiplantae, Streptophyta, Magnoliopsida, Brassicales, Brassicaceae. Gene Ontology annotation, molecular function: snoRNA binding. The record is from RefSeq and is a predicted model, not a curated record.